UGUUCAGAAAAGUGAAACGAAAGUUGAGCGGCUCAGGCAGGAAAACACGUAACACAACUAAAUUUAGGCUUAAUGUUUUAAUGUAUUGGCCCUUAAGAGAGUCAAGUUUUGCUGAAUUAUAGGAGACACAUAUUUUUUUUCUUUUUUGACGGCAGUUGACAGCGGGCUGUUCUGGUGGGAGUGGGUCCGUGAUGGACAGGGUGAAGCUGUCACGCAUUGAUGAGGAGCUGGGUUCCUCUGAGGUGGCGGCUCUCUGCUUCUUGUGUCGUGAUGUUGUCAACAGGAAACACCUAGAGAAGGUCCAGGAUGCUAAAGAUCUGUUCCUGAAGCUAGAGGAAAAAGGUCUACUGGAGAACGGGGAUUUUCUUUCUCAGCUGCUCAAUACGAUCCGUCGAGCAGACCUCCUCGCCAUGCUGGAGACGGACAGCAGGCAGCCAGAAGAAACAGAUGCAAGCCGCCGGCUGUCAGACUACAGUGUGAUGCUGUACAACAUACAUCAGAACAUGACUGACAGUAACUUUGACAAGAUGAGUUUCCUGUUGAGUGGAAGGCCGGACGGAAAGCUGGACAGAAGACAAAUUGAGUCUUGUAAGACACCACUGGAUGUGUUUGCUGAAAUGGAAAGGACUGGUUUACUGUCAAAUCAAAAGCUUGACGUGCUGCUUUCAGUAGUGAAGGAGUUAGACCAAGAACUGGCACAAACUGUGCAGCUCUACAUGCAAGGAUUAAUCCAGCCUUCUCAUUUCAGCAUGGAUCACCAGAGGUCCAACGACCCCCCUCGUCCGACUCAGCCCUCUAUGUCUGUGUCUGAGACUCAGCCCGGUGGUGAACGAGAGAGUGUGUACUCGGACGCAAACCCCAGACCCCAGAUUGAGCAUCCUUCUCUUCCUGAUCAGACGGAAUAUUACGCCAUGAAUCAUAGCCCUCGAGGACAGUGUGUGGUCAUCAACAACAAGAGUUUCUUAAAGGGUCUGAGAACAAGAGGAGGGUCUGAUAAGGAUGAAGAGGCUCUGUGUCAAGUGUUCUCCCAGCUCGGCUUUACCAUGGUGGUUCAUCGCGACCUGACUGCAGACGCCAUGCAGCGUGAAGUGACAAAGCUGAGCAAGAGGAGCUUUUUAGAGGAAGAUGCCUUGGUGAUUUGCGUGCUUUCUCACGGAGAAAAGGGCAGUGUGUACGGGUCUGAUGAGAAGGAGGUGUACAUCAAAGAUCUGACUUUGCCCUUCACGAGCGAGAAGGCUCCCACCUUAGCAGGGAAGCCCAAACUGUUUUUCAUCCAGGCGUGCCAGGGAAAGGGCUACCAGGGAGGAGCCGUGCCGUUACCCCCCAGGCCGAGACACGAGGACGGAGACAGACAGAGCCAUCUGGAGGAAGAUGCUGGUCCUGUGCUUGAAGAGACAGUGCCCUCGGAUGCCGACUUCCUUCUGGGCAUGGCCACCGUGCAGGACUACAAGUCGUUUAGACACGUUUCCUUUGGAUCCGUCUACAUCCAGGAGCUUUGCAGGCAGCUUCAUAAAUCAGCAGAGAGCUCGCAGAUGGAUAAUAUUCUCUCUGUGCUGACACGUGUGAACAGGGAGGUCAGCAAAGGAGUUUAUUUAAACCACAAACAAAUGCCCGAGCCCAAGUACACCCUCACCAAGCAGCUCGUCCUCAAAUACGUUUGACGUGCCACUGUGACCAAGUGCAACGCUACUUAGGUGGCACAUUGAGGAUUCACAAACCAGAAUUGUUUUCUGUGUGUAUGAGUAUGUGUGUUUAAUGUCUCUCUGCAGCCCCUUUCUCACAUGAACUCCUGACGUUUUCUAGAUCAUUUCAGGACAUCUAAGUCCUGGAUGUUGCUAACACACUAACACAGCAGUUUGAUAUUACAAUAGAAUCACAAAUUAACUUUUAUCUGCAGAUAACAAGAAAAAUAAGUCGUGAUGUCAAGAAAACAACCAGCAAUUACACAUAUUCCAUCACAGUAAAUAAAAUGUGUGGAUGCAUGUUUGCUCAGGGCUUCAGUAUUUAACCUCCUUGACAUUUGCACGAGUGAUGUGCAUGUGUGAAAGAGACUAUAGCUGAAUGUAUGUAUGGAUCUGAAUGUUGUUACCUUGAGAAGAGAGUAUGUGUUAAUGAAAAACAUAGAAUCAAGGUACAUAAUAUGUCUCAAGAGCCAUUUAAAUACAUUGUUUUAAUGUAUCAGGAGAUAAAUACAGUAAGUCAUCAUUUUGUCAUAGUUUAUACAUUUAGAAAAUACUUGUUGCUUUAGAUAGAUAAGAACUUUAUUGUCUAUUUUUGCUUUAAACAAACUCAAAUGUAAUCAUUUAUUUUUCCGGUUCAAACAAUAAAACAUGAAAUCCA
Messenger RNA from Labrus bergylta (ballan wrasse), 2340 nucleotides. It is a transcript of the gene casp8, whose product is annotated as caspase 8, apoptosis-related cysteine peptidase. Gene Ontology annotation, biological process: proteolysis; regulation of apoptotic process. Gene Ontology annotation, molecular function: cysteine-type endopeptidase activity; protein binding. NCBI's taxonomy places the organism in Eukaryota, Metazoa, Chordata, Actinopteri, Labriformes, Labridae. The record is from RefSeq and is a predicted model, not a curated record.